Micropterus dolomieu (smallmouth bass) is the source of this 1563-nucleotide messenger RNA. RefSeq names its product leucine-rich repeat and fibronectin type-III domain-containing protein 2-like. The record is from RefSeq and is a predicted model, not a curated record. The coding region runs from base 184 to 1563 and encodes 459 amino acids. Gene Ontology annotation, cellular component: postsynaptic density membrane; cell surface. Gene Ontology annotation, molecular function: protein binding. The transcript has 2 exons. NCBI's taxonomy places the organism in Eukaryota, Metazoa, Chordata, Actinopteri, Centrarchiformes, Centrarchidae.
UUUGUUUUUGCGUGACAGAGCAUGUCUGAGCUGAAAGUGUGCUGUCAAUCUGUGUCCUCCAGGUCGGCUGUUUCUGUUGGUGUGGGAGUGAGAGGUGUGGAGGCUGUGAUUAGCGGGCUGAGCCCAUGAGUGAACCUAUGGCAGAGAGAUAGCACAGUGCAGGUUCCUUUGUAUGAGUCUACCAUGGACCACAUCAUCUGCUGCCUGCUCGUCCUGGGAGCCACAGUGAUGAUCGGCCAUGCCUGCCCAAAGUACUGUGUAUGCCAGAAUCUGUCAGAGUCCCUGGGGACAUUGUGUCCCUCCAAAGGUCUUCUUUUCGUGCCUCCAGACAUAGACCGAGGCACUGUGGAGCUCCGUCUGGGAGGCAACUACAUCCUCCGCAUUACACAGCAGGACUUUGCCAAUAUGACCGACCUGGUGGACCUGACCCUCUCCAGGAACACCAUCAGCUACAUUCAGCCCUUCUCCUUUGGUGAUUUGGAAACACUGCGCUCGCUUCAUCUGGACAACAACCGCUUGACGGAGCUAGGCCCUGAUGACUUGCGAGGCUUGGUCAACCUGCAGCACCUCAUCGUGAACAACAACCAGCUGGGAAGCAUCAAUGACAAGGCCUUUGAGGACCUGGCACCUGCCUUGGAGGAUCUAGAUCUCUCGUACAACAACCUGAUGUCUCUACCCUGGAAUUCAGUCCGCCAGAUGAUAAACCUGCACCAGCUAAGUCUGGACCAUAAUCUGUUGGACUUUAUUCCAGAGGGCACCUUCACUGACCUGGAAAGGCUGGCAAGAUUGGACCUGACCUCGAAUCGCUUGCAGAAGCUACCCCCAGACCCUAUCUUUGCCCGUGCCCAGGACUCAAUGAUCCUGACCACACCCUAUGCUCCACAGCUGUCCCUAAGUCUAGGCGGGAACCCACUGCACUGCAACUGUGAGUUACUGUGGCUGCGGAGGCUUGAGAGAGACGACGACCUGGAGACUUGUGCCUCCCCUCCUGCCCUAAAGGGUCGUUACUUUUGGAAUGUGAGGGAGGAGGAGUUCGUGUGUCAGCCACCUCUCAUUACCCAGCACACCCACAGAAUGCUGGUCUUGGAGGGCCAGACGGCUAGCCUACGGUGCGAAGCAACUGGAGACCCUUCUCCUACCAUCCACUGGAUUUCCCCUGAUGAUCGUCUGCUUGGCAACUCCUCCCGAACCGCAGUGUACAACAACGGAACCCUGAGCAUCACCAUCACGACCUCCAAGGACUACGGCACCUUCACCUGCAUUGCCGCUAAUGUAGCUGGGGAGUCCACCGCCUCCGUGGAGGUGUCCAUCGUCCAGCUCCCCCACCUCAGCAACGGCACCGGGCAGCCAGUCCUGCCAAAGUCACGCCUUUCAGAUAUCACAGGGACCACCAGGAUCAGCAAGGGGGCUCCCAAGAGCCAACCUGACAGGACUGUUACUGUCUCCGAGGUGACAGCUGUUUCAGUGCUGGUCAAGUGGACAGUAAGCAAGUCAGCUCCCACGGUGAAAAUGUACCAGCUCCAAUACAACUGCUCUGAUGAUGAAGUUCUGAUCUACAGGUAA